GGACUAUUUCUAUCAUUUUCUCACAAUAAUAGAAAUACAAUAAAGAUUUUAUUUUUUUCCAUCACAUAUUAUACAAAAAAAUAUUAUACAGAAAUAAAAAAUUUCACUUUCAUGGCGACUUCAAAGCUCCAGGCUCUAUGGAAUCAUCCUGCUGGACCAAAAACCAUUCAUUUCUGGGCGCCAACCUUCAAGUGGGGCAUCAGUAUUGCAAAUAUUGCAGACUUUGCUAAACCUCCCGAGAAGAUUUCAUAUCCUCAGCAAAUAGCGGUUACAGCAACUGGACUUAUAUGGUCUCGCUAUAGUUUGGUAAUUACUCCGAAAAACUGGAACCUCUUUAGCGUAAACGUGGCAAUGGCUGGAACAGGCUUGUACCAGCUCUCACGAAAAAUCCGGCAUGAUUAUCUCAACGAGGAGCAACAACCCGCGCUAGCUGAAGAAUGACGACGAAAAAUGUGAUUUGUCAGGAUUAUCAAAUUCCUAAGCUUUGAAUGUUUUCCUAUGCAAUUUGAUGUUUUAGUUCUUCUCUGCUCUGCACUUCUUGUGAUACUUACCACUGUCAAUGUGGUGAUUUGAUAAGUGAUUGAGUGAAUUAAUCACAGUUGAUUAUUCA
Molecule: messenger RNA, 610 nt
Organism: Capsicum annuum
Lineage: Eukaryota; Viridiplantae; Streptophyta; Magnoliopsida; Solanales; Solanaceae
Product: mitochondrial pyruvate carrier 4
Exons: 5
Coding region: 112-441 (109 amino acids)
Biological process (GO): pyruvate import into mitochondria
Cellular component (GO): mitochondrial inner membrane
Source: RefSeq, a predicted model, not a curated record